This is a messenger RNA of Melampsora larici-populina 98AG31, 1824 nucleotides long. RefSeq lists its product as uncharacterized. The transcript has 3 exons. NCBI's taxonomy places the organism in Eukaryota, Fungi, Basidiomycota, Pucciniomycetes, Pucciniales, Melampsoraceae. The coding region runs from base 1 to 1824 and encodes 607 amino acids. The record is from RefSeq and is a predicted model, not a curated record.
AUGCAAAAUGUCAACCCAUUAUCUACUCAAGAAAUUAACUCCGCAAACAAUGCGACGACUAAAUUCGAAAAACUCGAACAAAUUCUGUCAAACUACGACAAAGCAGGAGGCAGCAACGUUGUCUCAAUGCGAGUUCUUAGGGCAUUAUUUGCCGAAGAAGUUCCCGUAUUCGACGAGAACUUGGAGAAUUUCAUUUAUAACUUCUCCGUGUUUGGACGUGCCGCGAUCGAGCUCGACAUUAGAGCUGGAUGUCCCAUCCACAAAAUGGUGGGAGGCAACCACGUAUGGCCCACAUCGGCAAGAAGCCUUAUGGAAGCGGAACCCGCUAUUCUUAUGUCAACCUGCCCGUUCAAAUACCCCAAGGGCGAAGACUUUAGGUUCUCUAUCUCGGACCGAAAACUGGCCGAAAUCAAUAAGGCUACUUCAGCUGCCAGACACGCCUUGGAUCCUGGCCCAUCGUCACUACGUGAUAAGGCCCAAGACGAGCUCCGCGUCGCCGCAGUCCAGAUCGCAGACGUUUCUCCAGGAGCCCCCCACGUCGUAGAUUCGCAUCCGUCAAUCAAUAUGGUUCAUCCCCUGAUCCAGAGGACAAGUACUCUAGAAAAUCUCGCAGUCCAAUCAGGAUACCUAGAUGCUCUCCUAGCCCUCAAGUCUCUUACUACCGGGACUACAGCCCAAAAGCCUCUGGAAGCGGAAAACGCAUGUCUCCACCACGCAGAGACCCUCCAUAACAUCCGAGGGAUAAACGCGCCAGAUUCGACGAACCCUCCUCGAGUUACCAACCCACUUCUCUUCUCAAUCGAAUCGACUCAUCAAUUUUCAACAGAGUGGACCCAGCCAGAACAGCUAAAAGGCGACGACAACUACAUCGAGCGUGCUUUUAAGAAAUUCGUCGAGUCUUCAAAUAAACCAACAAAGAAACUCGCUUUCCAAGCUUUUGACGACGAAAAUUCCGAUAAUGACGAUGACCCUAUCAUCAAAUACUUUCAAAAAACUAAAUUCGAAUACAAAGAAGAUAUUAAACGGUCAGCUGAACUCUACAAGGCAUGCAGAGCUAGGCCAGAAAAGUGGCCAUCAUCUCAAUCAAAAGACCUCCUUGAGUUUAAAUUCGUCGACCUCGAAAAGGUGUAUGUCGAAAUCUAUGGAAAACCUGGAAGCACCAAAACUAUCCGACUCAACGACGCCAAAGACCUCGAGUUUGACGAGAAGAUCAAAGGUGUCCCAAUUAAUGAUAAGUCUCACUGGGAACACCUCAUCAAGAUUCUUCAUGAUGCUUACAGAUCAGCUUUCCCUGGAGCCGAGAAAAACAUCAGAUACUAUUUUGAAUACAUCCUCAAACUUGCCAGCGACCCAUCCACAGGAAUCCACUGGAAGGACGUUCGAGAUCUUGACUCGGCGUUGCGCCUUCAGUUCUCUCGUCAAUCCAGAAUUGCCUUUGGAAACUGGUCCCACCCAAAGCUUAAGUAUUUGGAAAGCAAGAUUCUCUACGGCAACCAUAGCCGCCUUGGACAAAACUCCAAUAUCCAAAAGACAUCCGAAAAUCAGUCUAAGAGCACAUCACAGCCUAAGCAGUCUUCCACGAAAUCAUCUUCUUCAUACUCCAACAAAAAGUCCAAGCCUAAAGUCGACAAACCACCGAAAUCAAGAAUCAACUUCCCAUACGACAUCAAGAGGACUAAUCUUUGGAAAAUGGGUGACCAGCCUUGCAACAAUUGGAACACUGAUAUAUGUUCAAAAUCCGAUGAAGAAUGCAACCGACGACAUCAUAUAUGCAACAAAGUGGGAUGCGAUUCCGAUCAUCGAGGAAUCGUCGCUCACGCAUAG